UGAAACGAGCAGCUGUUAAAAAUAUUUAAUAGUCAAAUUUUCAUUGUCAAAAUUGUCCAGCAUUCAAAAAACCCGUAGAAGCUUUCUAUUUUCGUUCGUGUGUCUAAUGCCUGUGCAAUCAGCUGUGGUCCUGUGAACAGAAAAUAUAAAGUUUCUUUGGGGCGAUACCAUAUUCUUUGUGAAAGAACGAUCCCACAUACGAUUCCUCAACGUUUCUUUGGACCAUGUGCAUGAAAGCUCAGCGUUCCUGUUGCAAGCCGAGAUCCUGUUGCAACCAGGGAUCCUGCUGCGGACCAUGUGGCCCCUGCUCCGCUUGCUCGUGUGGCUGUGCCACCUGCUGUACCUUCUGCUCUGGGAUAUUCCCCGAAACAUGCUGCGGCCCGUGGUGUGAGUCCUGUCUGGAUCCUUCCUGGUUCUCCUGGCUGGCCCCCAAUACCCACCGAGCCUGCUGCUGUGCCUGUCGGCCAAAGUGCUGCUGAAAAACUUCAUUUUGUGGACCUGGGAAGUCCGUAAUGUGUAUAUAAAAAUAAAAACACAUCUAAAUAACUUCAACUUUAUAAGUAUUAUAUUUUAGCAAUUAAAUUAAGUCAAAAUAGUUUUAAUA
This is a messenger RNA of Drosophila ficusphila, 604 nucleotides long. Its product is annotated as male-specific sperm protein Mst84Da. The record is from RefSeq and is a predicted model, not a curated record. The transcript has 2 exons. The coding region runs from base 225 to 479 and encodes 84 amino acids. NCBI's taxonomy places the organism in Eukaryota, Metazoa, Arthropoda, Insecta, Diptera, Drosophilidae.